GAAAUGCAAAAGCAAAAACAGUGAAUAGUAAAUCAAAUUGGUUCAAAAGGUGUUUUUUCGGCUCGAUUUCGCGUUUUCAUUCUUGAUUAAUAGUGCUUCUACGUAUCGGGUACAAUGGUUUAACAUAUUCAUCCUUAUUUUGGUGUAGAUUAGUGUUAGAAGGUAAUGAUGUACGUUGUGCUAGGUCAAAAGGAUACCUGAACAGAUUUUAUCAUAAUCCGUCGUGUAAUACGUAUUAUUCUACGAAUCAGCUGCAGCACGUAACCAGGUCAUAGUUUGAAAAGAAGUGUUUUGUUUUAUUAACAUGUGUUUGAAAUAUCGUUUAUAGAAGGUAAUAAUAUUAUCUAUAGUCAUAUACUACAUAGAAAAAAGUAACAAGCAUCAUACGUGUCAGUUUAUGUUUUUUUCUGUGGUAAACAGUGUACAGGACAGGAGUGAUCAGAGAUUCUAUAGUGUAGGAAUAUUGUGAAACACCCACUUCAGAAUUUGAUAAGAUACGCCUCUUAAUUAGAGCCUAAACCUACAAUGCAUGUUGUCAGUGAUUAUAUUACUAAACUGAACAGUUGAUGAAUCUGCACUAAGAUUCCACACGAACUGUUCGUAAAAAAAAACCGAACUCGGCCAAAAACGUUAUGGAAAAAUUUCCUCUAAAAGGAACCAAUAUUUCCACAUCAGCAACGGUGGUCGGCACUCAUCCAUUGAGCGGAGAUCAUCCUUCUUAUCAAGCUGUCGGGCGUAAGACAUCAUCGCCAACUAAUGAGCGGAGUUUCAUAAAUACGACAUCACUUACAUCGGACGACGAAAUGAUUGACAUUACGCCAAAUAAUAUAAGCAAUCCCAACUAUCAGUAUCACUCGUCUUCGAACGGCAGUGGACGGGAGGACGGAGUGGGCAGUGACAGUGUCGGGAGUGCUACUGGAAGUGGUUUAGCAGGAAGCCUACACGCCGGCAGUGAUAACAGUGUACGGACAUCGCCCACGCACACCCGAUUUGGGCGAGAUUUUCACCCGGAUCAUGAAGGUAUUUCCUUCUCCGGAAUGACCGACAACAGUGACGAUAUUCCUGGCAUUGGCCAGUACGAUGACUUUCACACGAUCGACUGGCAGCGGGAUAUUGCCCGGGACCGCAUGCGGCAUCGAUACAUCGUUAAGAAGCGACAGGAUUCAUUUUGGGAUCUGUUAAAGGGAGCUCACGAUGCUUCGUCUGGAUGGGUUUGUGUCCUGUUGGUGGGCUUGUUCACCGGUUGCGUUGCUGGUGUCAUCGAUAUCGGUGCCAGUUGGAUGACGGAUCUGAAGUUCGGCAUCUGUCCACAAGCGUUCUGGCUGAACCGAGAGCAGUGCUGUUGGUCAUCCAAUGAAACGAGCUUCGUCAGUGGUAACUGCUCGCAGUGGUAUACGUGGUCGGAGAUCCUAACGUCGUCACGUGAGGGUGUAGGAGCGUACAUCAUAUCAUACUUUUUCUACAUUGCAUGGGCAUUAUUGUUUGCACUGCUGGCAGCAUCCUUGGUACGGAUGUUUGCGCCCUAUGCAUGCGGUUCCGGUAUACCGGAAAUCAAAACAAUCCUAUCGGGAUUUAUUAUCCGUAGUUACCUAGGCAAGUGGACGCUCAUAAUAAAGUCCGUUGGCCUUAUAUUGGCUGUAUCAACGGGCCUUAGUCUAGGUAAGGAAGGCCCAAUGGUGCACAUAGCCAGCUGUAUAGGCAACAUAUUGUCCUAUCUGUUCCCAAAAUACGGUAGAAAUGAGGCAAAAAAACGUGAAAUCAUAUCAGCGGCUGCAGCAGCUGGUGUCUCCGUGGCUUUCGGCGCACCAAUCGGAGGUGUCCUCUUCAGCUUGGAAGAAGUUUCCUAUUACUUCCCACUGAAAACGCUGUGGCGAUCGUUCUUCUGUGCGUUGAUCGCGGCGUUCAUCCUACGAUCAAUUAAUCCAUUCGGCAAUGAGCAUUCAGUGUUGUUCUAUGUGGAGUACAACAAACCAUGGAUAUUUUUCGAGCUGGUGCCUUUCAUUGGACUCGGAAUCAUAGGGGGUUGUAUCGCAACACUCUUCAUCAAAGCCAACCUGUGGUGGUGUCGCUUCCGAAAGUACAGCAAGUUGGGACAAUAUCCCGUGACCGAAGUACUCGUUGUUACAUUCAUCACCGCUGUCAUAGCUUAUCCCAAUCAUUACACACGCAUGAAUACGAGUGAACUGAUCUACUUACUAUUCAGUCAGUGUGGCAUCUCCAACAGGGAUUACUUAUGCGAUUACAACCGUAAUUUCACCGAUGUGAACUCAGCCAUCGAAAUAGCCGCUGCUGGUCCGGGAGUUUACAAAGCGAUUUGGUUGCUUACAUUGGCACUCGUGAUGAAACUGAUUAUGACAAUUUUUACAUUUGGCAUGAAAGUACCGUGUGGACUUUUUAUUCCAUCGUUGGCGUUGGGAGCAAUCAUGGGUCGUAUUGUCGGAAUCGGAAUGGAACAAUUGGCUUAUCAUUAUCCAAAGAUCUGGAUAUUCUCUGGAGAAUGCUCAACUGGCGAUGAUUGCAUUACACCUGGACUAUAUGCUAUGGUCGGUGCAGCUGCAGUUUUAGGUGGAGUGACAAGAAUGACAGUGUCGCUGGUAGUUAUAAUGUUCGAGCUGACUGGAGGAGUACGAUAUAUUGUGCCACUGAUGGCAGCGGCGAUGGCGUCCAAGUGGGUCGGAGAUGCUCUUGGAAGACAAGGUAUUUAUGAUGCACACAUUGCCCUCAACGGUUAUCCAUUCUUGGACAGUAAAGAUGAGUUCCAGCACACGACCUUAGCGGCCGAUGUGAUGCAGCCAAAGCGAAAUGAAACACUAUCUGUAAUUACUCAGGACUCGAUGACGGUGGACGACAUCGAGACCCUACUCAAAGAGACUGAGCACAACGGCUACCCGGUAGUUGUGUCCAAAGAGAACCAAUAUCUCGUAGGAUUUGUGUUACGAAGGGAUCUCAAUCUCGCCAUUGGUAAUUUGACAAAUGCCCGGCGUAUGAUCGAUGGUAUUACAGGGCAAUCUUCGGUGAUAUUUACGUCGGCACAACCGGUGCAAAACCUUGGUCCGUCACCGUUGAAGCUGAAGAAAAUCCUAGACAUGGCACCAAUCACUGUGACCGAUCAAACGCCCAUGGAAACCGUGGUCGACAUGUUCCGCAAGCUCGGUUUAAGGCAAACGCUCGUUACACAUAAUGGUCGUCUACUGGGUGUGAUCACCAAAAAAGACGUGCUGCGGCACGUAAAGCAGAUGGAUAACGAAGACCCCAACACGGUUCUGUUCAAUUAGGCAAAUUGGCUUCCAGUUAACCUACUCCCCCAUUUCAAUCCUACUUAAAGCAAAAGUUUCGUAAUAUUUCAUUUAGGUUCACAUCGUUAAAUUGUAUUUAUUGUGCACACUAUUCACAAACAGGAACCGUUCCCAGGAUGUUUGGGCGAACAGUGAUCGAAAUUAUACAUAUGUUCAUCAGAUGCAAUAACCACCAUGUUUUAUUACUGAUACUGAUAUUUUUAUAUUAUAGUUUAUUUAGAUUCAAUAGAAAUUCGCCCAACCGCAGUGAACAAAGAGCAUCAUACUUUACUUCUGUUAUCAGAUUCGUAGUAAGUUAAGUAACCUCCAUUCGAAAUAUAUAAUUUAUUAAGAGUUUAAUAUGGAUCAGUUUAUAUAGGCUGUUUACUGAGUAUUAGAAAAAAAAAUCAUCAUAGAGAAGUAACUCUAUUAGAUAAAUUUUAUACAGCGUUAGCCCAUUUUUGUAUUGUAUAUUGAAUGGAAACGAGUUAUUGAUAGCAGUUUCAGUUUGGCUAACUCAAAUAUGGCAGACAUCGCAACACUCGGGGUGUCGAAUACUGUUGUAAUCAGGUUCUUUGAGCGAAUCGGAAGUCGCCGUACACUAAACAAAAGAAUCCAGCCAAGUCAAAAGCAGCAUAAUACAUUUGGAGAUAAUAAAGUUG
Ochlerotatus camptorhynchus is the source of this 3937-nucleotide messenger RNA. RefSeq names its product H(+)/Cl(-) exchange transporter 5-like. The transcript has 12 exons. NCBI's taxonomy places the organism in Eukaryota, Metazoa, Arthropoda, Insecta, Diptera, Culicidae. Bases 633 to 3275 code for a protein of 880 amino acids. Gene Ontology annotation, cellular component: synaptic vesicle; early endosome; Golgi apparatus. Gene Ontology annotation, molecular function: voltage-gated chloride channel activity. Gene Ontology annotation, biological process: chloride transport; transmembrane transport. The record is from RefSeq and is a predicted model, not a curated record.